UAUUUGAAUCUAUUUCUGGAGGUGACGUCACCGAUGCCAACACAGGUGUCAGUUUCAGAAACCUGCAGGAUUAGAAAGCAUGUUGGAACGCUUGUAAGUUAAAUGUAAACACAGCUGACAGAAUAUGAAAUGGAUCACAAAAAUACAGCCGACUUGUUUUGGAACAUGACAGCAUGUGCUCAGUCAUAGCAGAUCUUCGACAGGCUGACACACACUGUAGUGCUAAUAGAGGAGCGUUACUGGAAUGUUCCAAGACAGCAUAUAAAAGCCUCAGGUCUUGUUCAUUGGGACAGAAGCACAGAAGAACUCAACCAGCUCAAAACAGCACAGAAAAGCCACCAAAAAUGCUUUGCCCAAGCACAUUUCAGCCUCACCUCAGCCCAUUCAUGGACUUCCACUGGCCAGUGCGCAGUCUGUGGCCGGAGACCAGACCUCUGUUCUUUCAGAUCGAGAAAGAAAUGAUGAGACACUUGCAGGAGAUGAGACACAACCUGGAGUUCAUGGAAUGCCUGCACCAAAGGAUUUUCGAUGAGAUUGACCACGUUUCACCCAUGACGACUUUCAAACCCAUCUCAUUCCAGCUCGGAAAAGAAGGAAGCCUCUAUGCACUGACACUAGAUACAAAGGAUUUCACUCCAGAGGAGCUGUCCGUUAAACAAGUGGACAGGAAGUUGCGGGUGAGCGGCAAGACAGAGAAGAAGCAAGACGAUGGGAAAGGAUCGUUCUCGUACAGAUGCCAAGAAUUCAGGCAGGAGUUUGACCUUCCUCAAGGUGUGAAUCCUGAGAUGGUGACCUGCUCUUUAAAUAAUGGACAGCUACAGAUAGAAGCACCCAAAGAAGCCAAUGCUGUGAGCAACGAGAGAGUGAUUCCCAUUACAUACACUCCUGCUGUGAAAAGUCCUGUUCCUCAGAGCCCUCAACCUCAACCUGAGAGCCAAGGAGCUGAGGCAGAGGCUACAGAUAAUUAAGCUUUGCCUCUACUAUCUAUAUAUCGCACAAUGGAACAAAAUGACAUUCAUUUACAUCUUGAACUUACAAAAUUGUAAAAAGAAUCAAAUUUGUCAAAGAUCAUUAUUGGUCCUAUACAUUUGU
Messenger RNA from Sinocyclocheilus grahami, 1092 nucleotides. RefSeq names its product heat shock protein beta-11-like. The record is from RefSeq and is a predicted model, not a curated record. Gene Ontology annotation, biological process: protein refolding; response to heat. Gene Ontology annotation, cellular component: nucleus; cytoplasm. The transcript has 2 exons. Bases 174 to 968 code for a protein of 264 amino acids. Lineage: Eukaryota; Metazoa; Chordata; Actinopteri; Cypriniformes; Cyprinidae.